Messenger RNA from Momordica charantia (bitter melon), 474 nucleotides. The record is from RefSeq and is a predicted model, not a curated record. NCBI's taxonomy places the organism in Eukaryota, Viridiplantae, Streptophyta, Magnoliopsida, Cucurbitales, Cucurbitaceae.
AUGAUAGAUCCGGUGCCGGCGACUCUGUUCAAGGCAGCGCCAUUGCCGGGAGUAGAGGCUGGCGACGGAGCCUGUGACGGAGGGUUUGCGAUCGAAGUUUCAGGAGUCGGAGUGGACGCUGGUGAAUCUGAAGGAGCUGUAGGAGGAGCAGGUGGAGAAGAAGCCGGCGCCGAAGCUGGUGGUGAAGUUCCAGUGGAAGGAGCGGGAGAGACGCCCGCCGGAGCAGGAGAUGAAGACGGUGUCGACGCUGGAGGAGUCGCUACUGCAGUCGGAGGAGCCGCUUUCGGCGACGACGCCGGAGGCGGUUUGGUUGGAGAGGAAGCCGGAGCGGCGCCCGGAGCCUGGCCCAAGGAGCCGGCGACCAAGGCGAAUAGCACGAAGAACACGAAAGCGGAGGAAGCCAUGGCGGUGAAAAAUGCGCAGCGAAGAGAGGAGAAUGGAAGAAGAAGAUCGGAAGGAAGUUGCAGAGCUUGA